This is a messenger RNA of Linum tenue, 2844 nucleotides long. NCBI's taxonomy places the organism in Eukaryota, Viridiplantae, Streptophyta, Magnoliopsida, Malpighiales, Linaceae. The record is from the annotation of a GenBank genome assembly.
AUUCCCCCUUUUCUCCAAAAUAGUUCUCUUGUUUGAUGCCCUGCCCUCCCUCCCUCCUAUCUGCCGCUGAACCAGAACAAGGAAUAAGAAGCAGGAAGUAGACAGCUCUUCCGAUUUUUCUUCUUCUGCCUUCUUUCUCUGUAUCCUCGUUCCUCCGCGUCCGCCAUGUGAGCGGAUGGACCAAUGGCGUGUUCCCCGAAACUAUACCUCUACUCUCCCCCAACCGCCAACCGAAGCGUGCUAGCUUUGAGCUUCAGCAGCUAGCUGCCCUCCCUCUUCAGAUUUCCUCACCUCCACAUUUCUUCUCCUACCUUCGAUUCUCCUCUACGGAAAGCAGCUGCAGAAGAAGCAGAAGUAGAAGGCGUCGAGCAAGGUUUUCCCUCCUCUUCCUUUUUUCCACUGCUUCAACUCCGGCCGGUUCCCUCCGCAUCGCGCCAAACCGCGGCGGCAGCUAUAAGCUAGAGCUAUUAUCAGCAUCGAUCGAUGGCGACGCUAUCGGAUAUCUCGCUGUCGGCGGCGAUCAAUCUCCUCAGCGCCUUCAUAUUCCUCAUAGCAUUCGCAAUCCUGAGGCUCCAGCCCUUCAACGACCGCGUCUACUUCCCCAAAUGGUACCUCAAGGGCCUCCGCGCCAGCCCCACCAACUCCAGCCGCGGCGCCGUCACUAGCGUCGUCAAUUUGGACUUCCGCUCCUACCUCCGCUUCCUCAAUUGGAUGCCGGAGGCUCUCAAGAUGCCCGAGCCGGAGCUCAUCGACCACGCCGGGCUCGACUCCGCCGUCUACCUCCGCAUUUAUCUCCUAGGACUCAAGAUUUUCGUCCCUAUCGCCUGCUUGGCCUUCGCGGUGCUCGUCCCGGUUAAUGUGACCAAUCACACCCUUGACAAGGUUGCCAAUGUUACCGCCAGCAACAUUGACAAUCUCUCUAUCUCCAAUAUUCCACUUGAAUCUCAACGGUUCUGGGCGCAUAUAGUGAUGGCCUACGCAUUCACCUUUUGGACCUUGUAUGUAUUGAUGAAAGAGUAUGAGAAAGUUGCUUCGAUGCGAUUGGCCUUCCUUGCCUCUGAGAAACGCCGCCCAGAUCAAUUCACGGUCCUUGUUCAGAAUGUGCCGCCGGAUCCUGAUGAAUCCGUGAGUGAGCUUGUGGAACACUUCUUCCUGGUCAAUCACCCAGACCACUAUCUCACUCAUCAGGAGGUAUACAACGCAAACAAGCUAGCCAGCUUGGUGAAGAAGAAGAAAAGCUUGCGGAAUUGGCUGGACUUUUACCAACUCAAGUAUUUUAGGAACCAAGCUCAGCGCCCUAUGAUCAAGACUGGAUUUUUGGGAUGUCGGGGAGAAAAAGUCGAUGCUAUUGAUCUUUACACAUCCAAGAUUGAGAAGAUAUCCAUGGAAAUAGCUGAGGAGAGGGCAAGGGUGGCGAAAGAUCCAAAGGCAAUAAUGCCAGUUGCUUUCGUCUCAUUCAAAACUAGAUGGGCUGCAGCUGUUUGUGCGCAAACUCAGCAAUCAAGAAACCCAACUCUAUGGUUGACUGAAUGGGCUCCAGAACCACGCGAUGUAUAUUGGCAGAAUCUGGCCAUUCCUUACGUGUCCCUCACUAUCAGGCGGCUUAUAAUAGGAGUUGCAUUCUUUUUCCUCACCUUCUUCUUCAUGAUCCCCAUUGCAAUGGUGCAAUCUCUGGCAAGUAUUGAAGGAAUUGAAAAGGCAGCACCUUUUCUGGAGCCUAUAGUCGAAACGGACUUUAUUAAGUCGUUUAUCCAGGGCUUCCUUCCUGGUAUCAUUCUCAAGCUAUUCCUGAUCUUCCUACCAACUAUACUGAUGAUGAUGUCCAAAUUUGAAGGCUUUAACUCCCUGUCCUCUCUGGAGAGGAGAUCAGCUACCCGGUUUUACAUAUUCAACAUUGUGAAUGUCUUCCUUGGGAGUAUAAUUGCUGGAACUGCAUUCGAGCAGCUGAAUACUUUCCUGAAGCAGUCCACUAGCGAUAUCCCGAAGACAAUAGGUGUGGCGAUCCCCAUGAAAGCAACUUUCUUCAUAACCUACAUAAUGGUCGAUGGCUGGGCCGGCGUUGCUGGAGAAAUCUUAAUGUUGAAGCCGUUGAUAUUUUACCACUUGAAGAACUUCUUCCUGGUGAAGACUGAAAAGGAUAGAGAAGAAGCUAUGGACCCGGGGAGUCUUGGUUUCAACAUAAAAGAGCCCCGGAUACAGUUCUAUUUCCUCCUGGGGCUUGUCUAUUCAACCGUGACUCCUGUCCUCCUCCCCUUCAUCAUCAUCUUCUUUGCCUUUGCUUACGUUGUCUUCCGCCACCAGAUCAUAAAUGUGUACAACCAAGAGUACGAGAGCGCAGCGUCAUUCUGGCCAGCCGUCCAUGGCCGCGUGCUCAUCGCGCUGAUCAUCGCGCAGCUGCUGAUGAUGGGGCUGCUGAGCACCAAGGGAGCAGCACUGGCCACUCCAUUUCUAAUUGCUCUGCCUGUGCUGACAUUUUGGUUCUACAGAUUCUGCCAGGGAAGAUACGAACCAGCAUUCGUCAGGUACCCGCUGCAGGAAGCAAUGAUGAAAGACACUCUGGAGCGGGCCAGGGAACCCAACCUGAACCUGAAGGGAUACCUUCAGCAGGCGUAUGUUCACCCGGUUUUCAAGAGCGCGGAUGAAAACGACGACGACGUGGAGGAUGAUGAGGAUGGCGAUCUGGCUUACUUGAGCGGGAAGAUCGAGGGUGACACGGCGCUGGUUCCGACGAAGCGCCAGUCGAGGAGGAGCACCCCAGCUCCCAGCAGAGUGAGCGCAGGGUCCUCGCCGUCCAUGUCGGAGGAGAGAAGUCAUGCUGCCAAGGGUGGCCCUCCUGAACCGUAG